AUGGGUUGGUAUAAGCAACAUAUUCACAAGGAAGAUUAUCACAGUAUAUCUCAUAUAUGCGUUAAAACAAACUCUGUUAAGUCACGUAAGAUUAUACCGUUGGUAGAGUCCCUUAUUAUGUACAUCGUUAAAAUUUUGGACUUUCUAGGCAUGUACAUGGUUGAUCUUAAAACGAAAAUUUGUGCCGGUUCUGGUACUCCGGUGAUCUUGAAAGAAAAAGCAGCCAGCGCUUGGGUGGACGGGAAAAACUUGCUUGGACCCGUGGUUGGAAAUUUUUGCAUGGAUUUGGCAAUAAAGAAAGCCAAAGCAAGUGGCUUGGGAAUGGUCGUCGCAAAGGGAUCAAAUCAUUUUGGUAUCUGCGGUUGGUACACGAUGCAAGCCUCAGACAGAGGAUUGCUGGGAAUGGCGUUUACGAACACUUCACCGCUUGUGUUCCCAACCAGGUCUAGAACGGCAACGCUUGGAACAAAUCCUUUAUCCCUUGCUGCUCCUGGUAAAAAUGGAGACAGUUUUGUUCUGGACAUGGCUACUACUACUGCUGCGGUUGGAAAGGUCGAAAUGGCUGACAGAAAGAAAGUCGAUAUUCCACUCUGCUGGGGAGCGCGUGCUGACGGACAAGAAACCACUGAUCCAAAAGAAGUGCUCUCAGGAGGAGGCCUGCUGCCUUUGGGUGGCACGGAAAUUUCAAGUGGCUAUAAGGGAUACGGUCUGGCUAUGCUGGUGGAGAUAUUUUGCGGCAUACUAGCUGACGGUGACUGGGGUCCUCAUAUUCGUAAAUGGAAGAACACGACAAAAGUGGCCAAUUUGGGUCAGAGUUUCAUCGCCAUUGAUCCUGAAGUAUUUGCGCCUGACUUCAACGAACGAAUGCAAGAACUGAUCGACACAAUGCGAAACCUGAAGCCCGUGGACAAGUCGUUUCCGGUUUUGGUGGCUGGUGAUCCCGAACGCACACAUAUGAAACUGUGCGCAGAUUUAGGAGGUAUUCCGUAUCAUCCUAACCAGAUAACGGAUUUGGUGGAGAUCGCCAAGAGCAUGAAAAUAGAUUCUCCAAAAGUUGUGAAAGAACUUUGA
This is a messenger RNA of Soboliphyme baturini, 1071 nucleotides long. The record is from the annotation of a GenBank genome assembly. Lineage: Eukaryota; Metazoa; Nematoda; Enoplea; Dioctophymatida; Soboliphymatidae.